This is a messenger RNA of Scleropages formosus (Asian bonytongue), 3025 nucleotides long. It is a transcript of the gene alg13, whose product is annotated as ALG13 UDP-N-acetylglucosaminyltransferase subunit. The transcript has 24 exons. Gene Ontology annotation, biological process: protein deubiquitination. The record is from RefSeq and is a predicted model, not a curated record. The coding region runs from base 153 to 2813 and encodes 886 amino acids. Gene Ontology annotation, molecular function: K63-linked deubiquitinase activity; cysteine-type deubiquitinase activity. NCBI's taxonomy places the organism in Eukaryota, Metazoa, Chordata, Actinopteri, Osteoglossiformes, Osteoglossidae.
CGGGCGCGCGCGCUAAUCAGAGCCCAUUUGUAGCACGUGCGCGAUGACACCUUCGACCUGAGCUCGAGCCUCUUUCUGCCCUCCGCUCGGAGUGAUGAAGCGUAGCGUGUUUGUCCUCGUGUGACUUUUAUGUGCGACUCACGUUGCUGAAAAUGCAGAAGGCCUUGAAGAAGUACUUCAGCAGCAUGGAUGAGUAUCUGGGCACCAUCGGCCUUUACAGGAAAAUGACGGCUCGCGACGCGUCCUGCUUAUUCAGAGCCGUUUCGGAGCAGCUCUACCGCUCGCAGCGCUUCCACCACAAGGUUCGCCAGGACUGCGUGACCUUCAUGAGGGCCAACAGGUGCAACUUCGAGCCCUUUGUUGAAGGCUCCUUUGAGAAGUACCUGGAGCGCUUGGAGGACCCAACGGAGACGGCCGGACAAGUGGAGAUCAAAGCGCUCUCUUUGUUAUACAGGCGGGUCUUCGUCAUUUACAGAUACCCCGGCAAACAGCCCACGGAGAUCGCGGAGGAGCGCUACCCGGAGAAGAUAUUACUGUGUUGUUCCAAUAAUGGGCAUUAUGAUAUUGUCUAUCCUCGGACCUUUCCGGUGGUUGCAGCUCUGUGCCAGGCACUAGUUUAUGAGCUGCUGUACUGCAGAGUGAUGGGGGUUGAGGAGGGGGAGGUGCACAGCGCCCUGGAGAGCUUCCGUUGUGGGGGCCGUCGCUAUCGGAACAGCGCGUCCAUGUGCAGCGAGGAUGCCGGUUACGACACGCCUGACGACAGGAGUCAGAGGGAGGACUGGGAGCCGAACACUCUCAAUCGGUCGGAGGAUAAAACUAAACUCGCGGAAGAACCAAAGGUUCCAGAUGGUCCUGCGAAGCUUUCUUUCCCUUACAAGGUGCUCAAGUCUCUGGACCCCGAGCUGUACCGCAACGUGGAGUUCGAUGUCUGGCAUGAUGGUCGGAAAGAACUGCAGAAAACGGAUUAUAUGGUAUUCGCAGGCAGGCAUUACUACUUGGGGGACAAAUGUCAGGUGCGCCUGGAGCCCAAGGGGAAGUACUACAAUGCCUUCAUACAAGAAGUGGGCACCCAUUCCAGUGCCGUAACCGUCUUCAUCGAAGAGCUUGGCGAGAAACACCUGGUGUCCCUGACCAACCUGAAACCCGUCAACCCCGUUCCUGCCUGGAACGUCUCGUCGGGCCGCAAGGGAGCCUCCUUCAGCCGUUCUGGCCAGUACCAAGCCGAGCUUGACUCGGAGAGAGGGAAGCGUCGCUUCUUCAAGAAAGCCCGCGGAAAAGAGAUGCUGCUGGCGGUGUCUUACAGUCGCUCCCAGCCCGGUCUGCCUCCCCGCCUUCAGCCGAGCCCCGCCGGCGUCGCUUCGGGUCGCUCGGCCGCCGCCCACGGCCACCCGGCUCCCGGCCUGCCCUACGACCACUACCGCUCGCACCCGGCCCCCCGCCCGCCCCGCGGCUACGGAGCCGCCAGGCACCACCUCAUGGGACCGGAUGUUGCAUACUGUUCGAACCCAGGAAAGCGAUGCUACCAGAGUUACGAUAACUACUCCUACAGGUCACGCUCCUGCAGCAGAAGUCGGCGCCAGAUGCAUUCCGUCAACAAGGAAUGUCAGUUCAGCUUCGUUCCCGAGGCCAGCGAAGAUCCUCCAGACAUGGAAGGAACGAUCACCUUCUACGAAAUCCAGGAAGGGGACGAGCCCACCUUCCCCCCGCUGCCGGGCCAAGCUGUCCCCAACCCCAUGGUGCCAGCACCUACCACCUUCUGGGUCCAGAGGGGACACAGUCCCAUUCCAGCUGCAGGCAAGCAGGCCAUGACCUCCUCUGAGGAGGACCCUGAUGAGAGGAGCAACAGUGGUGAAUAUUCAGAGGAGUACAUCUACACACCAGCUGAGCCCAGUUAUCAGAGCCCCUCUGUGUACACGGCUGCAGAGUCUACUGCCAACCUGACUAUUCAGGAAGGAGCUUCUCGCUCUGGAUCUCCACCAGAGGGAGUUGCCACCUACAGCUACUCGCAGCAGGUGGUGGUGAAGUCGGCCGUCAUCUCCUCCUCUCCUGUAGUGAACGCUGCCCCUGCGGCCAUCUUCACCUCCAACUCGUCGUCCUCUUCCUCCUCGGGCAGCUCCCAGAACCCCCCGGCAUCGCUGCCCCCUUCGAGCCUGGCCCAGCCCGCUCUCCAACCCCCUCACUCUAUGGGAAAGCCAGCCUUCUCUGUGCCGUACCCUCCCACCCCUCCCUGGUUUAUAAAUGAGAUGGGGGAGACGGUGAGCAUGGCCCCCCCGCCACCCUACUCCUAUGACCCGAAUGGUAACGACCUGCCACAAGACUGCAAAGUGCUCCAGUAUUACUUCAAUUUGGGAGUUCAAUGGUACCAGCAGACCUACUGGCAGCCGAUGGCUCAGGUGCAGCAGGUUUACCAGCAUCCCGGAGCGGAGCAGUCGUUCCAGCAGUACCCCGGUAGCUCCCCGGCCGCCGACCCCUCCGUGCCGCAGCCGUACCCGGAAACGGGAAGAGCGGCGCCCGACGGCCCCGUGGACGUCGUCGCUAAUGGCACCCCCUUGCCCUUGGACACGCCCCCAUCUGCAGCUGCCCCCGCCACGGUGUUCUACCCCCUGGUGCAGGAGCAGUGCGGUCAACCCCCUCUCCACACCUACGAGCCUUACGUCCCGGUGCUGCCCGCCACCUACCACUACCUCACGCCCUGGACCCCGAGCCCUGCACAGCCCCGCCUGCACGCCUCCUUCUGCCCCACCUCCUCCCAUCCGAUCGGCUACGUCACCGCGCCCGCCCACCACGGGCACUUUGUUCCCCCCAGCGUGUAAAGGACCCGCUGCUCCCGCACCGCUAUCUCGUGCCUUAAGGAGUUUUUGUUUCUCACAGGUUUUUUUCCCCCCCUCCCAUUCACAGCGUUUGUCACCGCUUGUCGUGGGUCUGUCCAUCUGGGCCGUGAGAAGUGGCAGCAGUUUUAGCCCUGCGCUGCCCUCGGCCAAACUGCAGACCUGUUCGUUUUCCUUUCGUUGCACCUUUUCGGGGU